This is a messenger RNA of Coregonus clupeaformis (lake whitefish), 3748 nucleotides long. RefSeq names its product rho family-interacting cell polarization regulator 2-like. Bases 381 to 3719 code for a protein of 1112 amino acids. The record is from RefSeq and is a predicted model, not a curated record. Lineage: Eukaryota; Metazoa; Chordata; Actinopteri; Salmoniformes; Salmonidae. The transcript has 24 exons.
CGCCCCGGUUGGCAUGCACGAACAGCAAUGACGGACUACUAGUGCCGAAUGCCGAUGGCAUUGCAGGGAUGCCAAUUCGUCGCCUGUAGUGUUGUGAGGGCACGAAGCGGCCCCGCCUACUGUUACAACUCUGCUUUUUCAUUGGUCCAAAGCUGCUCAGGGCGAGCGCUACAAACCCAAACUGCAAUGCACAGGAUUUUCGGUACGAGCGUGGGGCUGUGUAGCCUGCGUUUGCUACAUUAGGAAUAAUGACCAAGUAAAAAAAUAUAUAGUUCAUAAGGGAGACGGGAAAGACAUUUUCUUGUAAAGCACUGUCGAAUUCAUUGUUUUAUUAAUCCAGUGGACCAAACGUUCACGUUGGAACGCGGAGCUUCUCCUUUAUGCACGGAUGGAGCGGCGCAGUUAACCGACAUUACAUAGGAUUCAGUUCAAGUAAGUUUUUCAGAGGAGUGUCGUCCCGCGUCCCAGAGAUCAUGGCGGCUGGAACCCACUCCCCCGGGGGACCCAAUGGGAUCAUCCGGAGCCAGUCCUUCGCCGGCUUCAGCACGCUACAGGAGAGACGCUCGCGGUGUAACUCGUUCAUGGGGAACUCUGUGGUGCAGAAGAAGCCCCCGUCCAAGCCCAAGAAACCCCAUCUGUCAGGGCACAAGGCCAGCAGCGGCUCCAGAGUGCCCCAGCCCAAGAGGGUGGAGGAGGUGUACGGGGCCCUCAAACAAGGCCUGGAUGAGUAUCUGGAGGUAUACCAGACUGAGCUUGAUAAACUCACCUCUCUGAUGAAGGACAUGAAGAGGAACUCCAGACUGGUGAGACAGGAUGGAGUCCUGUACGAUCUUGACAAGCAAAUCAAAACCAUCGAGAGGUAUAUGAGGCGGUUGGAGUUUCACAUGAGCAAGGUGGAUGAGUUGUAUGAGGUGUUCUGUAUCCAGCGGAAGCUGAGGGAGGGAGCCAGUAAGAUGAAGCAGGCCUUCUCUGCCUCUCCCUCCACUAAGGCCAGCAGAGAGAGCAUAUUAGAGGUCAACCGCAGAUACAAGGAGUACACAGAGAAUAUGAGCACAUUUGAGGUGGAGCUGGAGAACCUGUUGGGGGAAUUCCAUAUCAAAAUGAAAGGUCUUGCUGGCUUUGCUCGUCUCUGUUCAGGAGACCAGUAUGAGAUCUUCAUGCGGUAUGGGCGUCAGCGAUGGAAACUGAAGGGGAAGAUAGAGGUGAACUCCAGACAGAGCUGGGACGGAGAGGAGAUGGUCUUCACGCCCCUCAUCACAGACCUCAUCAACAUCAAGGUUACCGAGCUGAAGGGUCUAGCCACUCACAUCCUAGUGGGCAGUGUGAUCUGUGAGACCAAGGACCUGUUCACCGCCAUGCCUCAGGUGGUGGCUGUCGAUGUCAACGACCUGGGAACAAUCAAACUCAAUCUGGAGGUCACAUGGUUUCCGUUCGAUGUGGAGGACCUGACCCUGUCUUCAGGCAACGUGAGCAAGGCCACCGCCCUGCAGAGACGGGUGUCUGUCUACAGCCAGGGCACGCCAGAGACACCCACCUUCCAAGACCAGUCCUUCUUUGAGUUGCACCCCCGCCCCUCCCCGACCCAGCAUCGCUUCUCCUUCCUCCACGCCCUGAGGAACUCCCUGUUAGAGAAGCUGAGAUGCAGUCGCUCCUUUGGCGACCUGGCCUCCCUCCGCCCCAGGCCCAAGUCCAGCCUGGAGGUCUAUGUGAGUGAGUCCACCCUGCCUGACGACGUCUUUGAGAACGGUGUGUGUGGCAACGCUGAGUGCAAGCGCCUCUCCUUCACCUUUUCCGAUACCUCAGUCUCCUCCCCCAGCCCAAGCCUCGCCCCCGGCCAGUCCAACCCCGAAAUCACCGUCACGCCUCCUGAGACCGACCCCUGGCCCCAAAUAUCCCAGAGGGAAGACAAAGGGGUAGAAGAGACGGUUCGGGUGCACGCAGACGUAGUGGAAGAGGAAGAGGGUGAGGAGGAAGAGGAGAGUGGUGACAGCGGCGGUAGUGUGAGCGCUAGCCUGGUUAGCGAGGAGGCGGAGUCAGAGUGGGAGAGGGCAGAGUUCCAGUGUAACGUAGGUUCCUCUUCUCUCUGCUCGGAGAGUCAGUUGUCAGCUGUGGCUCCUGAGGAUGUGUUCCUGGACCACGCUGGGCCUGACAGGGAUGGAGAUGAGGACGACAGCUCGGAGCUGCUGAAGCCCGUGGAACUGGACACUGAAGAACCAGGCAGCUUGACCAGGCAGCUGGUGAGGAGGCUGACGUCGUCCGACAUUCUGCCCGAGGUGGUGGCUCUGAGCUGGGCCGGGGAGGGAAGCAGGGCCUUCCUGGAGAGCAGCCUGGAGGAGGCCCUGCACAGCCUGCUGCUGAGGCUGGAAUCACUGGGACAACGCUGUAGAGAGCUGCAGGACCUGGAACAGGAAGUGAUGCGCCUGGAGGACCUGCUCAAGUGUCGUCUCCCGGGCCACAGGAGCAGGUCGUCCAGCCUCAGCCUGACGGUUGAGAGCGCCCUGGAGAGCUUUGACUUCCUUAACACCUCUGACUUCGACGAUGAUGAUACGGGUGAUGACCACGCUCUCCACAGCUCUGUGUUCUUUGACAUGGAGGUGGAGAGAAUUGGGCCUGGAGGCCAGCACCCAGAGGCCAGAGGCCACCUGAGUGAAGCCCUGACGGAGGACACCGGGGUGGGCAACAGUGUGGCCGGCAGCCCCCUGCCUCUCACCACCGGCAAUGAGAAUCUGGAUGUGGCCAUCGUCAUUCACCUGCAGUACUGCGAUCAUCUCAUCCAGCUCCUGUCCAGUGGAGGGAACCCUUGGCAGCGUAGAGCCCAGCUCCAGAAGCUGUCAGCUCAGACUCAGCUGUUAGAGGAACUGGGAGAGAUCAGCACAGAACGCCUCGGGAGCAUCACCUCAGCUGCUGACGUGCUCCCAGGGCUGGCAGAGCGGCCUGCUCUGAUGGCUCUGUGGUCGGAGUGUAGUGGUUCUGGAGGACUGUUCCAUACUACGCUGGACAGGGUGCUUAAACACAUGCACCACAGCUACACCAGCCCACUGCAGGAGAAGCACCCACACACCACAGCUGAAACAGUGAUCUGGCUGGUGGUGAGUGAGAUGGUGGACAGGAGUGAUCUGGCCUGCCCUCCUCCCUCGGCCCUGUCCCAGGACGUCCUCACAGUGUUCCAGUUCCACAGCUACGUCUCAGAGCACAGCGUUGGGGACAUGGAGCAACACCUACUGCAGGUGGCCAGAGAGGCUCUGUUUGCGGAGGGCCUGAGCGGCGGCGACUCGGAGCGUUGUCUAAAGGAACUAGAGGAGGUGUCACACACCGGCCUGUGUCCCCAGCUGCAGACCCUCAGGGCCCUGGCCUCCCUCCUCUCCCACCAAGACCCCCAGCUCAGCAAGGCUGCAGCUGCCUACAUCACUGCUGCUGCCUCUCACACACCCUUUAGGUCAAAGGCGGUAGACUGCUACACACAGGCUUUGUCGGAGGGGAGAAUUCAAACCCAAAGGUCUGCCUGCGCUGCUCUCAGUUAUUUACAGGCAGUGGAGAGUAUUCGAGCGGUGGUGUCGCUGUGUGACUCGGCAGAUGAGGAGCUUCACCACGUUGCCAUAAAAACCCUGCUCGCCUUGGGAGAGGAGGGGCGUCUGGCGUAUGAGCAGCUGGACACAGUGCCCAGGGAGCUGGUACAACUGGGGACACGGCGAGGGAAUGCUGUCACCACCGCCUUCUGAAAGCACAGGUCUAAUUAACAUACACCCCC